Molecule: messenger RNA, 345 nt
Organism: Staurois parvus
Lineage: Eukaryota; Metazoa; Chordata; Amphibia; Anura; Ranidae
Source: the annotation of a GenBank genome assembly
CUGAUAGACGGCACUGACUGGCAUCACUGCUGGGCACUGACUGGCGGCACUGACUGGCACAACCCCUGGGCACUGACUGGUGGCACUGACUGGCAGCACUGCUGGGCUGCACUGGUGGGUGGCACUGGUGGGCAGCACUGGUGGGUGGGCACAGGUGGGUGGCACUGGUGGGCACAGGUGGGCGGAACUUGCGGGUGGCACUGCUGGGCACCGAUCAUCAGGGCACUGAAUCAGUGCCCUGAUGAUCGGUGCCGAUCCCCGCUCUGACAACUGCCGGUUCUCGGCAGUACUUUCCUCACGAUCUGACAGCGUGAGGAGAGUGCAGCCGAGAACCGGCACUUGCAU